Anopheles darlingi is the source of this 3099-nucleotide messenger RNA. RefSeq names its product U3 small nucleolar RNA-associated protein 14 homolog A. Lineage: Eukaryota; Metazoa; Arthropoda; Insecta; Diptera; Culicidae. The coding region runs from base 125 to 2614 and encodes 829 amino acids. The record is from RefSeq and is a predicted model, not a curated record. Gene Ontology annotation, biological process: rRNA processing. The transcript has a single exon. Gene Ontology annotation, cellular component: nucleolus; small-subunit processome.
CGCAGCCGGCUGUCAACGAACUGUCAAAACCGGCGAACGUAAACAAAAACACGCGGCCGCCGCAUGUUUUUUUCCGCGAUUUUCGCAGCCAAGUUUGAGAAACUUUCCGUAAAACGUGUAUAAAAUGCCCGAAAAAGAGGAACAGCAAGUGGAAACCGUAAGCAGGAUGGAUGAGGAGGAGUACGAUCCUUCUGUACACAACGGACUGGUCGACAAAAUCCACUCAAUCGCCGGAGCGCACUACAUCCGAGAUGUAACGCGCACCGAACCCUCCGUAAAGGUGACGGAGUUUGGUUUGUCCAAAAAGAAAGAAGAUGGGGUGCGGUUGGCAGAUCUACGAAAGUUCAUCAAGAAAACCAAAAAACACCCCGCUGUGGUUCAGCAGCUGAGCCGGUUGUCCGGCCGCCGGCCACUAAAUCAACCGCUGGAAAAGAUAAUCUCGGAAAAGAUUGAGCGGAAGGCUGGCUUCGUGAAGGUACAGCACGAACUUUCGGCCUGGGAACCGGUCGUGACGGCCACGGAGAUUGCACCACAGACCGUGUUUCCGCUGCAGUAUGGUAACCUGGACGUGCUGAACGAGCCACCGAAGAAGGCCAGCGAGUAUCGCGUGAAAACGAAGCUAAUGGAAGCGAUGGAAGAGCUGGAUCGCAAGUACGGUGGCGAGGCGAACGGUGAACAAUCGGACGAUGACGACGAAGGUCCGGAUUACGCGAUGACGCUCGAGGAGAUGCGCCAGCAGCAGCGAGAACGGGCACGGCAAAAGAUUCGCGAAUCGUAUCGCAUUGCCAAGGGGCGUCGGAUGAACAAGAUUAAAAGUAAAACAUACCACCGGCUGCUGAAGCGUGACAAGCUACGCCAGCAGAUGAAGGAGUUUGAGGAACUGCGCGAGAAGGAUCCGGAAGCGGCACUUGCCCAGCUCGACCGGAUCGAGAAGCAGCGGUUCGAGGAACGUGCCACGCUGCGACACAAAAACACGGGAACCUGGGCGAAGAAUUUGCAGGUUCGCGCCAAGUACAACAUGGACGUACGGAGAGAGCUGGCCGAUCAGCUCGCCAUCGGUCGUGAGCUAACGGCUAGGAGGUUGCAGGAAGAUGUGAGCAGCUCGGACUCUGAUGUUGAGCUUGAGGUCGUUACCGCGGAACGCGAGAAUCCCUGGACACAGCAGCAGCAGCCAAAGGGUGAAUAUGAACAGGCGGCAAAUCAGCAGAAAACUCUCACCAGUGGCUACCGAAAGUACUGGGAGGAACGUAAUCGUGUGCAGGAUGCCAAGAAACAAAUGCAGGCCGACGAUGAACAGCAGGAUGAGGAAGAAGAAGGCUCGGACGAUGAAGAAGAGAGUUGCAGCAUUGAAGAGUUCAAAAAGAAGCUUGAAACAAAUGGUACUAGAAAGCAGAAGAAAUCGAAGAAGAACCAGAAGCUCGCUUCGACGAAUAAUGGUUGGCAAGUAGAGGAUGCCGAAAAUGGCAAAGAAUCUACCGAGGAAGAUGAAGACACGGAUGAUGAGGCGGUCACGACGAAGAAACGGAAGACGAACCAAGCCUCUGUCGAGGAUCUGUUCGACGAAGCGGAGCAAAUGAUCGAAGGCGCUAUCAAGGGCAAGCUGAAGCGAGUGAAAGCUAAAGCCACGGAAGCCAAGAACACCAGGAAGACAGCUAAAAGUGCUCCAAAACAGAAACAGAAACCCCGUGCAAAAACGACUGAUAGUGGGUUAGCUUUCAAGAAGAAACCACGGUUAGCCGAUGCAGACAUUGAACUGAACGAAUCGGCCCCAGGAGCUGUGAAGGAUAAUCCUGCGCCAUUCGUCGUUUCCGCUCUCAAUGGUACUUCAGCACUUCCCACGGCCGCGGCCGACAUUAACCCGAAGCAGGUGGUACAGAUGAAACCGAAGCAUCUGCUCACGGCCCUUCCGGACGCAGUGGCUACCGGUGAGCUGUCGGGCGAUGAAGAUCCCGAGGAGUUCGGUGCCAAUCGUCAGCGUUUAACGAUCGCGGAAGCGUUUGAAGAUGAUGACAUUGUGGCGGACUUUGUGAAGGAGAAACAGGACGAGCGAGAGAAGAACCUGCCGCAGGAGAUCGACAAUACGCUGCCCGGUUGGGGCUCGUGGGCUGGGCCAGGGGUUAAAAAGAAAAAGCGAGCCCAAAAGGUGCGCAAGAUCUUUAAACCACCGACCGAGUUGCCACGGCGUGACGAUAACAAGGAUCAAGUGAUCAUCAAUGAGGAUGGGCUGGUGAAUGAGAAGCUGAAGAAGCACCUGCUUAACGAGGUUCCAUUCCCGUUCGUGACGGUAAAGGACUUUGAGGCAUCACUGAGGGCACCGAUUGGCCGCACGUUCAUCCCGGAAUCGGCCCAUACGGCCAUGAUCGAACCGAGUGUCAUUACCAAGAAGGGUGUGGUUAUUGAACCAAUGAAGAAGGAAAUGCUGCUCCAAGAUCCGAAUCAGGUGUUGAGCUUUGGCAGGAAGAAGGCCAACGGUGCGACUGAAAAGUAUCGGCAGUUUGCCAACAAGUAUGUAAAUGGUACGAAUGGUGGUCAGAAGGGCGGAAAGGGUGACCAUAAGAGUGGAAAGGCUGGUCAACGGAAUGAAAAAGGUCGUCAGCGGGGUGGAAAGAAAUGAAAUGUUGUUUAAAAGGAGAAGAUAUUAAACUGAAUAAAGGGAUAUUUUAUUCUGAAUGUAUACUCGUUCAAUAAAUGUGCCGAGAAAGAAAGUUAUCACAUUUUCAGAUAAACUAAUUGCUUCAAUGUGUUUUCUCGACCUUUAAUGCAAGGUAUACUUACCUUCCUCGUUGCUUUAAGCUCGUAUUGGAAAUUGAAGGAAAUAAAUGGAACUUUUGUGGGGUUUUUAUUGACAAGCCUACGCAUCAAACAAAGUAAAAUUAUUAUUAUUCCACCCCAACAUCAUUAGCGCCAGAGGUAUUUGUCCGGACCAUCUGCUCUGGUGAUGGAUUAAAUCUUUGGUUCAUAAUCCGCCACAUCUUCAUUCAGCCAUGUUCGUUGGUAUUUUCCGGUACCACGCCUAGAUUAUCCGCUCCGAAGGCCGUCGCCGGUGGAAACUCUUCGGCUGGCAUCGGACGAUCCGGGACCGGCGUAAUGUCCUGAGAG